CCAGUGCUUCCAGGUUUUCAAUGCUUAAACAAUUUCACUUUGGUUACAAAUGAUUUCAGGGAAUAGUUGAACUGCUAUGAAAAUGUCCAAUCACAACACACUUUAUUUUUUGGUACUUUUUGUUUGAUAUUUGGCAUUUGGAUCAACAAUCAGGGAACCAGAUCAUAAUUCUAGAUGAAUUCUUUUUAUUAAUAUCGAAAUGGUCGCGUUGGAAUUUAUUUCUCAGUUAGAUAAACUACACUUUGUUGAUUCUGUCGGACUAGAUGAUUUCGCAGAUCGAUGCUCUUAUAUGUUAUCAUUUGUUAUUCUGGUCAUGUGCUUUACUAUUGUUACACUGAAAUCUUAUGUCUUUGAACCGUUGUCAUGCUAUAUUCCAACUACCUUCUCGGGUUCUAAUUUGGGAUCGUACAUAAAUGCAUUUUGCUGGAUUAAUGGAACUACACCGAUAAGUGUAGAUACGGAUCAGCUAGAUAAUCCAACGUAUUGGAGUAGUUUAGAAGAUAAAAAAAUCAAUUAUUAUCAAUGGGUUUCACUGGUUUUGGCAUUACAAGCUAUUCUGUGCUACCUACCUCGCCUUAUUUGGGAGGCAAUUACUUUCAAUCGUGUUGGAACAAAUUUAGGAUUCUUGCUUGAAUCAGCACGAGAAGCUUCAAAGGAAACUGGAAAGGAAAGAUCAAAUCGUGUUCAAUUUAUAGCAAAUGUUAUGGAUACAUUGUUGUUUGCUCGUCGGGAUCUACGUAAAUUAGAAAAUGGUCUUAAAGAUCAAAAUUUUUUUAACACAAUUUUGCAUACUAUUCAAAAUUUGCUUCCGCGUAAAAGGCUUGGUACUGCGUUAGUCACAUACUACAUGAUAAUCAAAUCAUUUUAUUUGCUAAAUGCAGUUGGACAACUCUUAUUGAUGGAACGAUUUUUGGGUGUCCGUGGAGAAUAUCGUCUAUUUGGCUUAUCAAUUUUAAGUGAUUUGAUUAUGGGUAGACAUUGGAAUGAAACUAGUGUCUUUCCUCGAGUGGGUUUUUGUCGUGUACCAAUCAAAUUGACGAGUACACCUAUACCUAUGGUCACUGUACAAUGUACAUUGCCAGUUAAUAUGCUGAACGAAAAGAUUUAUGUGUUUUUAUGGUUUUGGUUUGUGUUUGUUGCUUCUCUGGAGGUUGCGAGUAUUGGAGUUUGGAUUUGUCGUUUGGCCGCACGGCAAUCGAGAUUGAGAAGUUUGAUUCGAUAUUUAAAAGUUGCAGAUGUUUAUGAAGAAUCAAUGGAUCCAUUACUUGCUCGAUUCGAAUUGACAUUUCUUCGAAUGGAUGGCAGUUUCCUUUUACAAAUGAUGCGUUUAAAUGCUGGAAGUCUUAUCACACAAGAAAUCUUACAAGCAAUGUUGAAGCGUUACACAGAACAAGAACAAUAUGCUCAGAAAAAACGCGUUGAACGACAACCUUCGGGACCAAAGUCUGUAGAAAUAGAAAAAGAUGGUCUACUUCCUGACUCUCCUGAUUGUACUGUAACAAAGCGUUUAGAUGUUGUUUAGUUCAGUAAAUAAAUUUCCAGUAUGAAGAUUGAAUGCAUUGCAAAAAUUCAUCUCUACCUUUUGUAUUACUUCUUUCUUUUCAUUUUUCAUUUACAGUCUCAUCGAUCUGAUUAAUAUAAUGGUUUUUCUGGUAAUCUACAUUCAGUUUAAUUUACGAAGCUCAGGGUCAUUUCUAACUAUUUUCCCCUAUGUUUUUUUUCAUAAUAAAAGCUUCAAGGUCAUG
Schistosoma bovis is the source of this 1745-nucleotide messenger RNA. NCBI's taxonomy places the organism in Eukaryota, Metazoa, Platyhelminthes, Trematoda, Strigeidida, Schistosomatidae. The record is from the annotation of a GenBank genome assembly.